AUGAACGAAGAAGUAAAAACUGAAGAUGGGUUCGUAAUUAUAAAAGAGGGGAAAGCAGAAAUUUUACAGAAACAUGACGAAAAAGUAUUUUAUAAUCCUGUGCAGGAAUUCAAUAGGGACUUGAGCAUUCUAUCAAUUAUUACAUUGGCAAGACAGCUACUUCAAAAACAAGCCGUUGGUGGUGACAACAAAGAUAACAAAUUUUCUUUUAAAAUUUUAGAAGCUCUUUCUGCGACUGGUCUAAGAAGUAUUCGAUAUGCUAAAGAAGUUCCAUAUGUGACUGAAAUUAUUGCAAAUGACUUUUCAGAAUCUGCUAUUAUUAAUAUGAAAAGAAACAUUGAACAUAACAAAUUAGAAAAUUUAAUUCAAAUAAGUUAUUCCAAUGCAAUAACACUAAUGCAUAAUCAUACGGAAUACUCCAAAAGGUUUCAUAUUGUGGAUCUUGAUCCAUAUGGAAGUCCUACUCAAUUUUUAGACUCUGCUGUUCAAUGUGUGGUAGAUGGAGGAAUGUUAUUGGUCACUUGCACAGAUAUGGCUAUUCUCUGCGGUAAUUUUCCUGAAACCUGUUAUGCCAAAUAUGGAGGUAUACCCUUAAAAAGUCCAGCUACUCAUGAAAUGGCAAUUAGAAUUGUAUUACAAAGUAUUCAAUCUCAUGCUGCAAGGUAUAAAAGAUAUAUUGUACCCCAACUAUCUCUAAGUGUCGAUUUUUAUGUGAGAAUUUUUGUAAAAAUUUAUACAAGUGCUGCAGCCUGCAAAGAUGGUACAAGUAAUUUAGCAAUGGUUUACUAUUGUAAGGGAUGUGGUGCAACUACUUUACAGCCUCUCGGAGUAAAAAAAAUGUGCAAAGAAAAUAAAAAUGUUAAAAGGGUUUUACCAGAUGCUCCUCCUGUUGGAAUAAAAUGUGUACAUUGUAAUGGUAAUCACAUUAUGGGUGGCCCUAUUUACAGUGGACCCAUUCACGAUUACAAUUUUGUCAGUGAAAUGUUAAACUCAAAAGAAAUAAACGAAUUUAAUACCUCUAAACGAAUAACAGGAAUUUUAUCAGUAGUCAGAGAAGAACUUGAUGUACCUUUAUAUUACAACACUUCUAAAUUAUCAUCUGUUUUAAGAUGUUCUUCCAUUCCAAUCCUCACAUUUCGAUCAGCUAUACUUAACUCAAAUUACCGGGUUUCGUAUUCUCACGCGUCACGACAGUCUCUUAAAACAGAUGCCCCCAUGUCUUUUAUUUGGGAUGUAAUGAAACAAUGGAUACUAGACAAUUCAAUAAAUUCAGAUAAAAUUGAUCCGUCAAGUCCUGGUGGUGUUAUACUUAAACAACCAAUUAAAAAUAAAAUUGAUUUUUCACUUAGACCUGAUGCUAAUCCAUUAUCUAGAGAAUUAGGAUUAACUCGAUAUCAAGAAAAUCCAAAACCUUAUUGGGGACCUGGGGUUAAACAUAAAAUAAUGGUUUUAGAAGAAAAUCCAAAAAAAUUAAAAAAUCAAAAUAGGAAAAAGUCGAAAGAGACAAAAGCUGAAGGUAUUGAAGAUGAAAACGAAGGAAAUUUAAAUAACCAAUAG
Molecule: messenger RNA, 1557 nt
Organism: Pediculus humanus corporis (human body louse)
Lineage: Eukaryota; Metazoa; Arthropoda; Insecta; Psocodea; Pediculidae
Exons: 8
Coding region: 1-1557 (518 amino acids)
Biological process (GO): tRNA N2-guanine methylation
Cellular component (GO): nucleus
Molecular function (GO): RNA binding
Source: RefSeq, a predicted model, not a curated record